Molecule: messenger RNA, 1188 nt
Organism: Tilletiaria anomala UBC 951
Lineage: Eukaryota; Fungi; Basidiomycota; Exobasidiomycetes; Georgefischeriales; Tilletiariaceae
Product: DUF602-domain-containing protein
Exons: 2
Coding region: 163-1188 (341 amino acids)
Biological process (GO): mitotic DNA replication termination; site-specific DNA replication termination at RTS1 barrier
Cellular component (GO): nucleus
Source: RefSeq, a predicted model, not a curated record
CGUCAUCCUGAAGCAUCUGCUUGCCAAUCGUAGACCUGAUGUAUCCUGCUUCAAUCGCAUUCCCCUCCCUUCCUACGGUAAAGGCACACAUAGAGGCAACGUAAUCGGUCGCGAUUGAGGACAUCAGCCUUCCAGCCCAUCAGAGAAAAGUUUGAUUGCAUCAUGGGUAACGAUGGAGGAUCGAUCCCCAAAAGGGACGACUUGGUCAAGGUAAAAGCGGCUCUUUCCACUCUACCACCUUCGCUCCUAGCGAAAGCUCUGUGGACGACCUGCGCGUUGUCGCGCCGACCAUUCCGAGAGCCUGUGGUGGCGGAUGCGCUGGGACAUAUAUUCAACAAGGAGAGUGUGGUCCAGUAUCUGCUAACGCGAAGCGAAAGGGGCAAAGAGAGCGCCAAAGUGGUCGCGUUGGAGGAGGACAUCGUUGCGGGCCAUCUACGAGGCCUCAAGGACGUGGUGCAGCUCCGGCUUCGUCGCAAUCCAGCGCACCAACAAGAGGCAGCCUCCGGCGCAGACGUGACCUCGCUCGACUCGGCAACGUACCCUUUCCUGUGCCCGCUGACAGGGAAAGAGCUCAGCGGCAAGUACCGCUGCGUCUACCUCCGCGCGUGUGGCUGCGCUUUCGUCGAGUCUGGCCUCCGUGCCAUCUGCGCCGAGUCAUCCGAGUCGACAAGGACAGACGCCAUGCGACAGUGUCCCAACUGCGCAACAGACUUCCGCGCAGGCUCCUCGCUCAGUAAGGGGAAGCCCUUAGACGUCGCCGAGGGGGAUAGCGACGUGCUGCUGCUCAAUCCAGGGGAGAAAGAGCGCGAAAAGAUGAGGGAGCAUGUCGCAGCCGCGCGCCAAGCAGAAAUGGCCGCCAAGAAACUAAAGAACGCGUCUUCUAACGACGAGCGGCGACAGAAAGCAGAGCCGGAGGAGGACGCCGAAGCAAUUACAGCCAAGCGGAAAAGAAAAGCGGAGAAGAAGGCACUGCGCGAGGAACAAAUCAAAGCCUUGCAAGCUGAGCUCGCAGCGCAAGAGGAAGGCCCCACACUGCUGCAUCCAGCUGUAAAGCGUCAGAAAACGGAUGGUGCCGGUUUGACUGCGGCACGAGUGGCCGGGCAGGCAAAGCAAGCAGCGCAGGCGAAGGCUAUCACGCCUGCCAUCGCAAGCGUAUACGGACGCGGUCCCAAGAAGCCCCUCCACUAA